AUGCUGAGCAGGCUUCAGGGCCAACCCGAGAGCUAUGACAAGAAGGCGAAAUACCGCUUCGGUCGCACUCUUGGUGCUGGUACCUACGGAAUCGUCCGUGAGGCUGAUGGUCCCACUGGCAAGUGCGCCGUCAAGAUCAUCCUGAAGAAGAACGUCAAGGGAAACGAGAGAAUGGUGUACGACGAGCUGGAUAUGCUUCAGCGUCUUAAGCACCCCCAUAUUGUCAAAUUCGUCGACUGGUUCGAGUCGCGUGACAAGUACUACAUCGUCACCGAACUGGCUACCGGCGGAGAGCUUUUCGAUCGUAUUUGCGAGCAGGGCAAGUUCACAGAAAAGGAUGCGUCGCAAACCAUCAAGCAGGUUCUCGAGGCCGUCAACUACCUGCACCAGAACAACGUCGUUCACAGAGGCAAAGACAUCGAGUCUGACCUCGUCUUGGCCGAUUUCGGUAUCGCCAAGAUGCUCGACCGCAAGGAUGAGGUCCUGACAACAAUGGCUGGCUCCUUUGGUUAUGCUGCUCCCGAGGUCAUGCUGAAGAAGGGCCACGGCAAGCCUGUCGACAUGUGGUCAAUGGGUGUCAUUACCUACACCCUUCUCUGCGGUUACUCUCCGUUCCGCUCGGAGAACCUCCAGGACCUCAUCGACGAGUGCAGUAACGCCCAGGUGGUCUUCCACGAGCGUUACUGGAAGGACGUCAGUGAGGACGCAAAGGAUUUCAUUUUGCACCUCCUGCAGCCAGAGCCGGUCAAGCGUUGGUCCAGUGAGGAGGCUCUGCGUCAUCCUUGGCUGAGCGGAGAGAAUGCCACCGACCACAACUUGCUGCCCGAGAUCAAGGCUUACAUGGCCAAGGCCAGGCUUCGUCGUGGUGUCGAGAUGGUCAAGCUCGCCAACAGAAUCGAGAUGCUCAAGACUCAAGAGGACGACAAGGAGGACUCGGAUUUCCCAGAAGACGCCGUCAGCGCCGCCGACCAGGCCAGGGGCGGUAUCGAAGCUGCUUCCGGCGAGAAGCGCAGCCUGUCCAGGACGAUCAAGGCAGCCAUUUUCCGCGAGGUCGUCCUUGCCAAGGUCCGCGAGAUGAAGCAACAGCAGGAAACCCUUACGGUGAAGGAAGAGGCGGAGAAGGAGCACAAGAGACGCAGCUUCCAGGGGUAG
Colletotrichum karsti is the source of this 1152-nucleotide messenger RNA. RefSeq names its product calcium calmodulin-dependent protein kinase. NCBI's taxonomy places the organism in Eukaryota, Fungi, Ascomycota, Sordariomycetes, Glomerellales, Glomerellaceae. Gene Ontology annotation, molecular function: calcium/calmodulin-dependent protein kinase activity; ATP binding. The transcript has 5 exons. Gene Ontology annotation, biological process: cellular response to oxidative stress; protein phosphorylation. The record is from RefSeq and is a predicted model, not a curated record. The coding region runs from base 1 to 1152 and encodes 383 amino acids.